This is a messenger RNA of Diceros bicornis minor, 2865 nucleotides long. It is a transcript of the gene GRK3, whose product is annotated as G protein-coupled receptor kinase 3. Gene Ontology annotation, biological process: protein phosphorylation; G protein-coupled receptor signaling pathway; regulation of signal transduction. The coding region runs from base 48 to 2195 and encodes 715 amino acids. The transcript has 22 exons. Lineage: Eukaryota; Metazoa; Chordata; Mammalia; Perissodactyla; Rhinocerotidae. The record is from RefSeq and is a predicted model, not a curated record. Gene Ontology annotation, molecular function: G protein-coupled receptor binding; G protein-coupled receptor kinase activity; ATP binding.
CGUCCCGUCCGGGUCCCGAGGAGCCGCCGCCGCCGCCGCUCGCCAACAUGGCGGACCUGGAGGCCGUGCUGGCCGAUGUCAGCUACCUGAUGGCGAUGGAGAAGAGCAAGGCCACCCCGGCCGCCCGCGCCAGCAAGAAGAUCGUGCUGCCCGAGCCCAGUAUCCGGAGCGUGAUGCAGAAGUAUCUUGAGGAGAGAAAUGAAAUAACCUUUGACAAGAUUUUUAAUCAGAAAAUUGGUUUCUUGCUAUUUAAAGAUUUUUGUUUGAAUGAAAUUAAUGAAGCUGUACCUCAGGUGAAGUUUUAUGAAGAGAUAAAAGAAUAUGAAAAGCUUGAGAAUGAGGAAGAUCGCCUUUGUAGAAGUCGACAAAUCUACGAUACCUAUAUCAUGAAGGAGCUGCUGUCUUGUUCACAUCCAUUCUCAAAACAAGCUGUAGAACAUGUACAAAGUCAUCUAUCCAAGAAGCAAGUGACAUCAACUCUUUUCCAGCCAUACAUAGAAGAAAUUUGUGACAGUCUUCGAGGCAACAUUUUUCAAAAAUUUAUGGAAAGUGACAAGUUCACUAGAUUUUGUCAGUGGAAAAAUGUAGAAUUAAAUAUCCAUUUGACCAUGAAUGAUUUCAGCGUACAUAGGAUCAUUGGACGAGGAGGAUUUGGUGAAGUAUAUGGUUGCAGGAAAGCAGACACUGGAAAAAUGUAUGCAAUGAAAUGCUUAGAUAAGAAGAGGAUCAAGAUGAAACAAGGCGAAACGUUAGCCUUAAAUGAAAGGAUUAUGUUGUCUCUUGUGAGUACAGGAGAUUGUCCUUUCAUUGUCUGUAUGACCUAUGCCUUCCACACUCCAGAUAAACUCUGCUUCAUCCUGGAUCUGAUGAACGGGGGCGAUUUGCACUAUCACCUUUCACAGCAUGGGGUGUUUUCUGAGAAGGAGAUGCGGUUCUAUGCCACUGAAAUCAUCCUGGGGCUGGAACACAUGCACAACCGGUUUGUCGUCUACAGAGACCUGAAGCCCGCGAAUAUCCUCUUGGAUGAACACGGACACGUGAGGAUAUCAGAUCUUGGGCUGGCCUGUGAUUUUUCCAAAAAGAAGCCGCAUGCGAGUGUGGGCACCCAUGGGUACAUGGCUCCCGAGGUGCUGCAGAAGGGGACGGCGUAUGACAGCAGUGCCGACUGGUUCUCCCUGGGAUGCAUGCUUUUCAAACUCCUGAGAGGCCACAGCCCUUUCAGACAACAUAAAACCAAAGAUAAGCAUGAGAUAGACCGAAUGACGCUCACCGUGAAUGUGGAACUUCCAGACACCUUCUCCCCUGAACUGAAGUCCCUUCUGGAGAGCUUGCUCCAGAGAGACGUUAGUAAGCGGCUCGGCUGUCACGGUGGCGGUGCACAGGAAGUAAAAGAGCACAGCUUUUUCAAGGGCAUUGACUGGAAGUAUGUCUACUUGCAAAAGUACCCUCCACCCUUGAUUCCUCCCCGGGGAGAAGUCAAUGCUGCCGACGCCUUUGACAUCGGCUCAUUUGAUGAAGAGGACACCAAAGGCAUCAAGCUUCUUGACUGUGACCAAGAGCUCUACAAGAACUUCCCGUUGGUAAUCUCUGAGCGCUGGCAGCAGGAGGUAGCAGAAACAGUUUACGAAGCAGUGAAUGCAGACACGGAUAAACUUGAGGCCAGGAAAAGGGCUAAAAAUAAGCAACUUGGCCACGAAGAAGAUUACGCCCUGGGAAGAGACUGCAUCAUGCACGGAUACCUGCUGAAGCUGGGAAACCCGUUCCUGACUCAGUGGCAGCGGCGAUAUUUUUACCUCUUCCCCAACAGACUGGAAUGGAGAGGCGAGGGCGAGUCCCGGAGUCGACGUUUAGUGUUCCGUUCAAGAAGCUACAUAAUAUGCAUGGCUGGAUUCAUAAGUAUAAAUAAGGAAAAAGAAAAGCAAAAUUUACUCACGAUGGAACAGAUUCUGUCUGUGGAAGAAACUCAGAUUAAAGACAAAAAGUGCAUUUUGUUGCGGAUAAAAGGAGGGAAGCAAUUUGUCUUGCAAUGUGAGAGUGACCCGGAGUUUGUGCAGUGGAAGAAGGAGCUGACAGAGACGUUCACGGAGGCCCAGCAGUUAUUGCGGCGCGCCCCGAAGUUCCUCAACAAACCUCGAGUGGGCGUGGUCGAGCUCUCCAAGCCCCCCCUCUGCCACAGGAACAGCAACGGCCUCUGACCCCCAGGACGGGCAGGCUUCUGAGGACGACAUGCCUCAAGGAAGGCCGCAGCAGCUGUUUCCAGCCCUGGAAAUGGAGCCUUUGGAGAAGCCUGAGGAUGAGAGGUUGGGUUCACUUAUCUCCGGGUUCUUCUGUGGUUGGGAAGACCCUGGACGCCGAGAUGCUUGGAACAGGGGUCGUGACCACGCUCGGGCUCAGGGUCGACCUCCCUCCCCUCCUGAGUGCCUCCCGGCCACCGCGUCUGUCCGCACUCGAAACUACUGAGGACAUGAGAGUUUCUUUUCUUCGCUACACGCCUGUUUUGGUAUAUACGAACCUAGAACUCGAAAUGAUUCCUACUUGGCACUUCAAUUUGUAUGGCUGAUGUCAAACAUGUCUUAGACUUGCCAAGAUGGAAGUUGCCUGUCUGCAGUGUUGGGUGAUGGACUGCCCUAGUGUUGUCAUAUUUGAUCUGGAAAAACUGCUGCUGACUUUCUGUGUCUCUGCUCCAUACGCCUAGGGGAUGGGAGAUCAGCCACGGGUUCUUCUGUGCACUUCCAAACCAACUUCUUGUUGUCCUGGGGUUGAAAGCUGAAGAUGGUUUCUGGAAAGGUUGCACUAGGGCCCCCCGGCCCGCCCCUGACAGGGAGCUCCCAGGCCCUGGGGACAGAGGGCACGUGCCCUCGGAGG